Molecule: messenger RNA, 1404 nt
Organism: Aspergillus japonicus CBS 114.51
Lineage: Eukaryota; Fungi; Ascomycota; Eurotiomycetes; Eurotiales; Aspergillaceae
Product: quinone oxidoreductase family protein
Exons: 3
Coding region: 300-1301 (333 amino acids)
Biological process (GO): cellular response to oxidative stress
Cellular component (GO): cytoplasm
Molecular function (GO): quinone reductase (NADPH) activity; zinc ion binding
Source: RefSeq, a predicted model, not a curated record
GACAAGGAAGAAAGAGUUGCCAGGUAGCGAUCUCUUGCUUCUAGCACUUAUUAGCGAAAUAUUGACGGUAACUGAGGGGGGGAAACCACCUCAUCGCAAAGCGUAGACGUAACGAUAGGUGGAAUGGUGUGGGGUAAAGGAACCAGAAUUAUUAAUGAUAGUAAACGCGACCCUUCGAGACCAUGACAGAAACAAGCAUCUCGGAAUUGAGCCGCACGAGAAAAGAUUAGUGAUAGUGUUCGUGUUGUCAGUCUUCUGACAAGCACGUACUGAACCUCCCCACCCGCACCAACACCACCAUGUCCGUCCCACAGACCAUGAAGGCCGUCCAGGUCGAAAAGCUAGGCGGUCCCGAGGUCCUCGAGUUCAAGUCCGACCAGCCCGUGCCCAGUCCCCAGGAGGGCCAAGUGCUGGUCAAGAACCACAUCUCGGGCGUGAACUACAUCGACACGUACUUCCGGACCGGUCUGUACCCGUCCGCGAAGCCCGAGAUCCUCGGGCGGGAGGGCGCCGGCACCAUCGUGGCGCUGGGCCCGGGGCCCAACCCGUACAACCUGCAGGUCGGGGAUCGGGUCGCCUGGCUCAGCACGGGCGGCUACGCCGAGUACACCGCCGUGCCCAUGGCCAAGACGGUCAAGAUCCCCGAGGGACUCAGCGACGAGGACGUGAUGGCUGCGUUCCUGAGCGGCCUGACCGUCAUCACCCUGGCCAAGGAGACCUACCCGGUCAAGCAGGGCGAGUGGGUGCUGCUGCAUGCCGCCGCCGGCGGGGCGGGCACCCUCAUGACGCAGGUGCUCAAGUCGAUCGGCGCCAAGGUCAUCGGGACGGCCGGGGGUCCGGAGAAGUGCGAGCUGGCCAAGAGCCUCGGCGCGGAUGUGGUGAUCGACUACCGUAGUGAGGCGGGCAAGGACUGGCCCCAGAAGGUCAAGGAGAUCACGGGCGGUCAGGGCGUGGAUGUGGUCUUCGACUCCGUCGGCAAGGACACCUGGGAGGGAAGCUUGGAGGCCGUGAAGCGCAAGGGUACCAUCGUCUGGUUCGGUAAUGCCAGUGGUCCGGUGCCGCCUUUGCCUCUACAGAAGCUCUCCCCCAAGUGUGUCAAGGUUGCUCGACCUCAGCUGUUCGGCUACAUCGAGACUCGCGAGGAGUUUGAGUUCUACGUCAACGAGCUCUUCUCGCUGCUCCAGUCUAACAAGCUCAAGGCUAGAGUCCAUAAGGUCUAUCCUCUGCAAGAUGUCGCCGAGGCACACCGUGAUCUGGAAGGCCGUAAGACUACCGGAAAACUGCUUCUGAAGUCGUCUUAGGCUUGUCGCUAUUGAUCAUAAUGAGUGUAUGUUCGUUCGAGAUAGUUAUACUAGGCUUCUAUAUGAAGGGUCGGAACAAUAUUCAUGCCUUCUUAUUCUCUGA